AAAGAUGCUCAGUAGAUAAGUGAGCUUUGUGCCGUCCAGAGACGGUCCCGCUGGAAGUAUGGAGAAUUUCGGCUACAAAGAAGGGUCGGCUAAACCCAAUCGUGCUUGGGGUACAAAAUCAACAAAAAUCAAAAAUCAACAAGUUCCCAUCCCUAUGAAGCCAAGGUUUUCUCUAACGCCCGAUGUUACGGUUCACUGGCGUAACGAUCCCGAAGCUGUGCUCGCCGAAGAUUUUGAAUAUAUGAAGAUUGGACCGUCGCCGCCGGCGGAAAGUGCACCGAAUAUGUUUGAUAACUAUGAGGAAUCGAACGCGGAAUUUGGGUUUGAAGUUUCGAGCGAAACUAUACGAACGUCGCUCAUGGAACAGAUGAGACUUUCCUCUGGCCGAUUGAAACUGUUGGACAACAUCGAGCAAGGAAACAUAAUUGCCGCAAAUUCAAAGGAAAUGUUCGAAGGUGCAACUAAAGCUGAGAAAAAUAUUAGCUUCUUAUUUGCUGCCUUUUUGAAGCGCUGGGAUUUGCUAGAUGGACUGUUGGAAUGUGGAGCAGAGCUAAUUUAUUUUGAUAGCAACGGAUUCACUGCGUUGCAUUUAAGUUCAUUCAGCGGAUGUCUCAAUUGUACUAGUUUCUUAGUUUUCAAGGGAAUUGAAGUGAACAUGCAGCCGAGAGCUUUCACUCCACUGCAUUGUGCAGCUUUCGGGAAUUCGGCGGAGACUGCUCGUUUCUUGAUCACAAAGGGCGCCAAAUUGAAUGCCUACACCAAGAAGCAGAAUUGUGAGGAAUCUUUACUGCACUGUGCCGUUCGUUCGAAUUCAAUCGAAUGUGUGAAACUUUUCAUCUCGGAAGGAAUGGAUGUGAAUUCUCUGAAACCAAGCGGAAUGAAUGCUAUUCACUUAUCAGCGGAUUUGGGUUACGUUGACUGUUUGAAAGUUUUACUGGACACUCCGACAGCGGAUCCGAACAUACGGAUUGGCAUACGGGAGAAGGAAUCGACCGCACUGCAUCUUGCGGCAGACGAAGGAAACGUCGAAUGUGUUAGUUUGCUGCUGGCUAGAGGGGCAAACGCAAAACUGAAGAAUCAUCGUGGAUUUACGCCGUUACAUUUGGCAGCUCGAACAUCCAGUUUGGAGUGUGUUGAGCUACUAUUGAGGCUGGGAAGUGCCGAUCCCAAUGCCGAAGAUUUCGAUCAGCGGACACCUCUCCAUACGGCCAUUGGGAAGUCGGAAGCAGCUUUCGAUAUUAUAGAAACGCUAAUUUGCUGGGGAUCGGACGUGAAUCGGAAAGACGUGUUUGGCUUCACACCACUUCAUCUGGCAGCUUUGGACGGGCUUGCACAUUGCGUAGAGAUACUGAUUUACCACGAUGCGGAUGUCACGACGAAAUCUAAGAAGGGAACAACUGCUUUGAAUGUUAUAACAAGGAAAACCCCGUCGUCCUUGGCCAUGAUUGGGAACAAAUUUGACGAUGCAAUGACACUGAUUCAUUCCCAAGAUCCUUCAGAUAAGGAGGUUGUACUGGAAUUAGACUUCAGAAGCAUUUUACAGCAUUGUUAUCCCAGAGAAAUAAGUUAUCUGAACACGCUGGUCGAUGAAGGACAAAAGGAAAUUCUACAGCAUCCUCUGUGUUCCGCAUUUCUAUACAUCAAAUGGGGUAAAAUUCGCAAAUAUUACAUUGCAAGGCUGCUCUUUUGCUUCAUAUUUAUAUUGUUCCUCACGCUGUAUGUUCUAACAGCAUUGGCCCACAAUUGCUAUAAUGGCAGCAAGGAUAUGGAAGAAACUAUUCAGGAACAGGAGCUUUGCCAAAAACAAUCAAUUUUGGGAAAUAUGUUGCGAAACAAUCCUUUUGUGAUGGAAAUGCAGUGGAUGGUUCUAGUGGCCAUCACAUUCGUAGAAAUAUGCCGCAAGUUGUACGGAAUGACAGGGUAUUCAUCCGUUCGUCGAUAUAUCACCCAAAUGGAAAAUGUAACGGAAUGGUUCAUCAUUGUCAGUGUUUUUGUGAUCUCCUAUAUUUACACCAAACGAACGUACACAUGGCAAAAUCACAUUGGAGCAUUCGCCGUAUUAUUGGGCUGGACGCAUUUGAUGGUUAUGAUCGGACAGCUGCCGGUGUUUGGAGCCUAUGUUGCAAUGUACACAAAAGUUCAGGUAGAAUUUGCCAAACUCUUCAUAGCAUAUUCCUGCAUGCUCGUCGGUUUCACAAUUAGUUUCUGUGUAAUCUUCCCAUCAUCUUCGUCGUUUGAAAACCCGUUCAUGGGUUUCAUCACCGUCCUAGUAAUGAUGGUCGGAGAGUUAGAUUUGGAAUUGUUGAUCAACGAUCCUGAUGGAAAAGAUCCCCCGUUCAUGCUGGAGCUGAGUGCUCAGGUCACUUUCGUUCUAUUCCUCCUGUUCGUAACGGUCAUCCUGAUGAACCUUUUGGUUGGCAUUGCGGUCGAUGAUAUUCAGGCGCUCAAGAAGACGGCAACCCUUUCCAAGUUGGUAGGACAAACCAAACUGAUUUCAUACAUAGAAUCAGCUUUGUUCAAUGGUUGGCUACCCAAUUGGCUACGCAGUUUACUGCACUACACCGCGUUAGUGUCCCCGCAGGCUUACCGUGUGAUUCUUAGUGUUAAACCGUUGAAUCCCGAAGAAAAGCGUCUCCCAAGAACGAUCAUGAUGGCAGCAUACGAAGCGGCUAAGUUGAGGAAACAAGCGAACACAGCUACGAGUAACCCGGCAGGUUAUAAAUAUCAAUUUCACAAUGAAGCUGCGGAGUCUACAAAUCAAACUAACUGCAAACAACCACUGGAUCGCAUCGUGGAGUCGGAUUGUGGAUUCGAGACGGCGAGCCUUUGUACUCUUACGAACAAAAUCGACGAAAGCUCCGAGAAGUUGGAUGAACUUUGCAAAGAACUGUGUGAGCUGAAAGCAGUACUCAAGUAUAAUCAGAUCUUGGUAGAUAAGAUAUCAAAAAUUUUAUUGAAGUGAAAAAUACAUGCUAAAGCCGAAUAUUACAUUUAAGGAUUGCUAUGAGGAGGUAAUAACAAUAUAUAUACUGACAAAAAAUGGUUUUGAUUGAGGUUUAUUAAAGGGUUGUCCCACAGAUAACAGACGUUUAGGCUCAAUUCGAAAUGUGCGUAAAACUCGCCACUGAAAUUCCCAAUAAAGCGAACCUCUGAUACACGUUUGGAACAACGUUUAUGGGUGGCGCUGUAGUCAAUGCAAUGCAGUUGGAUUGGAACUGUCAAACACGUGUAGCAAAUACCCAGUUAAACUUAUUCCGGAACCGGUUCGGAUUUCUGAAUGGAGUCAUUAUGGAUUCC
This is a messenger RNA of Topomyia yanbarensis, 3297 nucleotides long. RefSeq names its product transient receptor potential channel pyrexia-like. Gene Ontology annotation, molecular function: monoatomic ion channel activity; protein binding. Gene Ontology annotation, cellular component: membrane. The record is from RefSeq and is a predicted model, not a curated record. The coding region runs from base 59 to 2962 and encodes 967 amino acids. The transcript is spliced from 2 exons. Gene Ontology annotation, biological process: monoatomic ion transport; transmembrane transport. NCBI's taxonomy places the organism in Eukaryota, Metazoa, Arthropoda, Insecta, Diptera, Culicidae.